UUAGUUUAAAAUUAUAGAACUCGUGUAACAGAAAUAGAAGGUCGGAAACGGCGUAAUCAAAAUACACGAAAUGCGAAUUCGACAAUAAAAUUUAAAUAUUUGUUUCUUUUAAUAAGCUUCGAUAAAUAAGAUUCUAAUUUUAUAAGACUAUGAAGAAUGGACCUCGUUGAAGAAAUCCCUAGUAUCUUAGGAAUUCCUUUAAAGAACAUUAAGCAGUAUGCUUUUGAUGAAGCUAUAUGCUUGGUUAGUUUUAUUUCCACCCACAAAAUGUUAAAAAUAGUCGCGGAACUAAUUUAAACAUUUUGUGGUAUACCAUGCAUAUUGUAUUUUCUACUGCAAGUCACAUUUUUAUAUCUCAUUCGCAAAUAUAGUAAUGUUUAAUAUUGUGAAGUAUGAAUACUCAAACCAACUCUUAGAUUCUAUGUUAAGAAUGGACACCAUAUCAAUAUAUACCAGAAUUUUUUUACGAUCCUCAGAAAGCUCUCGUGUAUCUGAACGACUUCAUCACUGGAUUGAUUCAACUUUUGGUUGUAAAAUAAAUAUGGGAUUAAUAUUGCUGACUAGAUUCAACAUAUUGAAGUUUUGCUAUUCUGGAAAAUUUAAACAUGCCAUGCAAUUCAAGGAUCUAUACAAUGGAUUUUCGAAUCGGAUUCUGUACGUAAGGUUUCAUUUAAAGUGCUUAUUGCAAAAAAUAAGGAGAUAAAAAAUGCUUAUAAGUGCGAGACAAUUGAGGACCUGGAUGAUAUUGAUACAAUAGAACAAUCGUUACACUGACUGAUUCGCUGGUAAAGAUUCGAAAAAGACUUUCAGAGACUUUCAAAGAACUGUUGAUGGGCGGUAUACAAAAGAAAAGCUAGUAUAAAUUUGAAAAAAGACUUUUAAAGAACAGUUGAUCAAACGUAUGCAAUAUAAAAACUAGUAAAGGUUCGAAUAAUACAUCUGAAAGAUAGUAAAUGAGCAGGAUAGAAUUAAAGCGCAAGUAAAAAUUCGGAAAACACUUUCAAAGACAGUUUAUGAGUCCCUCAAUGGCCCAAAAUUAUUUAUUAUUAAUAAAUGUGUAAAAAAAGCCUAAAAAUGAUUGACGCAUUUGAAUUGUUAUUUGUAACAGAAAUAGCUCCUGUUAAAAUAAGUAACCUGUUUAAAUAAAUAAUUUACUAAGCCUUA
This is a messenger RNA of Parasteatoda tepidariorum (common house spider), 1164 nucleotides long. The record is from RefSeq and is a predicted model, not a curated record. Lineage: Eukaryota; Metazoa; Arthropoda; Arachnida; Araneae; Theridiidae.